GAGAAGCAAUAAUAAUAAAAAGGUGAAAUAAAACAAAUGAUGUUGCAAUCCUUGAAACAACGCACGGACAAACUCAGCGGCAUUCCAGCAACAACAGCAACCAGCGGCACAGUGGCAACUGCUGUGACAGCAACAGACACAACAACAACAACAGGAACAACAACAACAACAACAGGAACAACAACAACAACCACAUCGACAACAGCAGCAACAACAACAGCAACAACAAUGCUAACAACAGCACCUGUUGCACUUGUCGCUAAUGGUAUGGCCAAUGGCAGCAGUCUCUAUAACGGCAGCAACAACAAUUUGCAACAGCAACAACAACAGCAACAACAGCAACCAGUAAAGUAUUUAGAAAAUCUAACGCCUGCCACGGGCGCCAUUGCGACGGCAACAACUUUUACAGGUGCUGCGAAAAGUUUUCAUCCAUAUUUGCGGCCCAACAGCAGCAUACCAACAGCAGCAACAACAGCAGCAGCAGCAACGACAAUGACCAAAACUGCUGGCGGCGUUGGCGUCGGCAUGUCGACAACAUUGUUCGAAACACUUUUGCACAACCAAAUAAAUUCCAAUGCAAAUGCAGCCGCCCUCCUACCAGCCGCAGCAGCAGCAGCAGCAACAUCAACUGCAACAGCAGCAGCAGCAGCAGCAGCAGCGGAGCCAACGCAAGCGGCAGCAGCUGCAACCGCAGCAGCACCAACAGCAACAGCAGCAUCAGCGACUGCAACAUCGACGCUGCUAAAUUCCAGCAUUAAUUCCAGAACUUCAUUAGCCGAGCAGAGCGCCAGCGGCACCACAAAUUGCGACUCGAAUGGCGCUGAGACGGAGACGCAGCAGCCGGACUCUCUGCCCGCCAUUAAGUGCGAGGCAACGGAUGCCAUGGAGACUACAACGGCUGGCGAUACGGAACUGGCCAAGGAUCAGCCGGAUGCGGACAACAUUAAAAUGUUUGUGGGGCAGAUACCCAAGACAUGGGAUGAGCUCAAAUUGCGACGCCUGUUCGAGCAGUUCGGACGGGUCCACACGCUGAAUGUGCUGCGAGAUAAGGUCACAUCGAUUAGCCGAGGGUGCUGUUUUGUCACCUACUAUACGCGCAAGGCGGCUCUGCGGGCCCAGGAUGCGCUGCACAACAUCAAAACUUUGGAUGGGAUGCAUCAUCCCAUUCAAAUGAAGCCGGCAGACAGUGAGAACAGAAAUGAGCGCAAACUUUUCGUUGGCAUGCUGAAUAAAAAAUAUACGGAAGCCGAUGUGAGGCAACUAUUCACGGGCCACGGCACCAUCGAGGAGUGCACCGUGUUGCGGGAUCAGGUGGGCCAGAGCAAGGGCUGCGCCUUCGUAACAUUCGCAACCAAACAGAAUGCCAUUGGGGCGAUCAAGGCCCUGCAUCAGAGUCAGACCAUGGAAGGCUGCUCGGCGCCUCUGGUCGUGAAGUUCGCCGACACGCAAAAGGAAAAGGAUCAAAAGAAGAUGCAACAGCUGCAGGCCAUAUGCGGCAUCAGUGCACUGACACAAACGCCCAGCGGCGCUGCAGCAGCGGCUGCCACGCCCACAGCGAACACCGCCACAGCGCUGAUUGCCGCAGCGCCGGCAGCUCAACGCCCGAAUCCAUCGAUGGCCGCAGCGUUGGCCGGUGUGCCGCCGGUGCAGAGUGCUGGCGCUGCAGCACAGACGCCGACGCUCGUCUCAGUGCCGACGACGGCAGCGCUGAGCGCUUCGCUGGCUCCGGCAUUGCUCGGCAGCAGUCCGCAUCAUGCCCAGACGCCUGGCGCCGCGGCAGCCGCAGCAGCAGCUGCCUACCUCAGCGCUGAUCCCACGGCUCACUUGCAGCUCUAUCAGCAGAUGCAGCCCUACGGACUACUGCCGGCCCACUAUCUGCAAGGGCCACCCAGCGCCGCAGAUCCCUAUGGCACCAACACCUUUACCGGCUUAUCCAACGGAGCUAGUGCCGCAGCAGCCGCCUAUGGAGCCGCACAGACGCUGAAUGCCAGCGCCUUGCAAGCCGCCGCAGCGACCGUGGCAGGCAAACAGAUCGAGGGUCCCGAUGGCAGCAAUCUGUUUAUCUAUCAUCUACCUCAGGAAUUCAUAGAUACCGAUCUCGCUUCGACAUUUUUGCCCUUUGGCAAUGUGCUAUCGGCCAAAGUGUUCAUCGAUAAGCAAACAAAUCUAUCGAAAUGCUUUGGCUUCGUUUCCUACGACAAUCGGCAUUCAGCUGAUGCGGCCAUACAAGCAAUGCACGGCUUUCAAAUAGGCACAAAGCGCUUGAAGGUGCAGCUAAAGCGGCCUAAGGACUUGGGCAAGCCCUAUUAAGCAGCUAACUGAGCGUGAUCUAACGCCGAUAAACACAAAUCCCCAAACACAAAUAGAAAUAGAUUAGUUCCAUAUUGUGCCUUUUAGCGUGACAUGUUUUCGAAACCAAAGGACCAAUUAAUAAAAUCUAUCUAAUAUUAAGCAAACACCAAAAAAAAA
Molecule: messenger RNA, 2469 nt
Organism: Drosophila arizonae
Lineage: Eukaryota; Metazoa; Arthropoda; Insecta; Diptera; Drosophilidae
Gene: bru2
Product: bruno 2
Molecular function (GO): RNA binding
Source: RefSeq, a predicted model, not a curated record